Dreissena polymorpha is the source of this 480-nucleotide messenger RNA. RefSeq lists its product as uncharacterized. The coding region runs from base 1 to 480 and encodes 159 amino acids. The record is from RefSeq and is a predicted model, not a curated record. Lineage: Eukaryota; Metazoa; Mollusca; Bivalvia; Myida; Dreissenidae. The transcript has 2 exons.
AUGAAAGACGCAGCAGACCCGCAUCUCCAUGACCAACAAGCAGGCUUCCGAAAGGAGAGAUCGUGCACGGAUCAGAUCACAACCCUGCACAUCAUUCGGAAACAAUCUCUGGAGUGGAAUUCGCCGUUGUGGAGGUGGAAAGUGAAAGUGGAAUUCAACUUUAUUGACUAUGAAAAGGCGUUCGACAGCGUUGACCGGGAGUUCCUCUGGAGACUUAUGAGGCACUACCGAGUGCCAAAAAAGAUCACCAACAUCAUCAGGAAGUCUUAUGAGGGAAUGACCUGCAGAAUUGUUCAUGGCAGGCAGCACACAGAUGCCUUUGAAGCUGCAUCCAAUACGACAUGGCAAUCCCUCACAUGGAACCCCCAAGGGAAAAGGAAGAGAGGGUGGCCUAGAAACACCUGGCUCAGUGACCUAGAUGCAGAUGCUAAGCGGAUGGGCCAAACAUGGGGGCAGCUAGAGGGAGUCGCCCAGAACUGA